This is a messenger RNA of Blastomyces dermatitidis ER-3, 3482 nucleotides long. Its product is annotated as F-box domain-containing protein. Lineage: Eukaryota; Fungi; Ascomycota; Eurotiomycetes; Onygenales; Ajellomycetaceae. The record is from RefSeq and is a predicted model, not a curated record. The transcript has 2 exons. Bases 1002 to 2579 code for a protein of 525 amino acids.
UUUUACUGGGUCGACUAGGAGAACCUAGCUCUGCAGAGUGCAGCAUAUCAAGGCCAGCACGCCGCCGCUCUGCCCAACAAUUCGCCUGCCACACCCGCGCCACAGACUCUGGCGUCCUCCUAUCUCCAGGGGCCCAAGGUUCGUCUCUCUAGAUUCACCGCGGCCCGCAUGCUGCCGCUGCUGGCGGAGGAUCUGCUGGUGUAUUUUCGAUCAUGUGACCGCAUGGUGUAGUGGCCGCGCUGCUCAUUCGCGUGGGCAAUGGCAGGAAGCCCUGCUAGCAGCACACACGUUUUUCUCUUCUACUCGACGAUGACGACGGGGAUGGAAGCGCCCGGACACUAUAUUGGCGUAUACCGAGUUGCCUAUGGGCAGGUGAAGGACAUGCUCUAAUCAGCUGCGGCAUGCUUAUUUGUCGUUGCUAUCGUCUGAAGUCCCCCAGUUGCUGGCGGUGUGGUGCUUCAUUUCAGGGCCCGCCAUUUGGCCCUUCUCUCCCCACAUUCAGAUCAGCAGUGCUGUUUCCAAAGCGGUUCUGGUUCUCGCUUUGACGGCUGCUUAAGCCCUCUUUAUAUGCCUAUCCUGAGCCCUCCCAUGUUUUUUUGACUUUCCCUUUCCGCUUUUGUGCUGGACGACGAUCUUAUUGCCGUAUUAUCCCCACACUGAACUGAUCCACUCGGACUUUAUUUGAGCGAAUAAGUUAUUAUUAGGUUUCAAAAAGGAUCCCAAAUAUAGUUUCUAUAUACAUAUAUAUAUAUAUAUAUAUAUACAUAUAUAUAUCUUAUGAUAUUGAUCUCAAAGAUACUGCCCACCCGCUAGCCCCUCAAUUACCCCUCCGUUACCAGCUUUCGCCGGAACAAUUCGCCAACCUGGCUACUCUCAUCCUCAGUUGGUUCUUUUCCUUUUUCUCGUUUCUUUCCCCGCGAUUGCGGCUAUUCCAUGAGGAAUCUGUCGACCAAGAAUUUGAAGCGGCAAAAAAGCCGUCAUCGGCUUCUCAAAGCCAAGCGAUGGACGAACCACGCGGUAUUUUGGGCCUUUCAAAUGAGCUGUUAAGAGAAAUAUUGGACCAUUUGGCCCGGGACCCUGAGAAAUGCGUCAGCGUCGACCGUCGUGCGUACCUCUCGAUUGAGAGUUUCAAGCGCCCCAGCCCACCAGAGCCAACACCUCUCAUUUAUGAUCCUAAGAAUGGCUUCCAGGAAGACUAUAGGACGGACAUCGACCGCUUCAGAGAGGUGUGCAAACGGUUUGCAGACCUAGGCGCCUCCUAUAAAUUUAGCCGGGUCGUGGUGCGGUUUUCUGAAAGCGCAUUUCGGAAGUUGGAUAUGUUGUCAAGCUCCCCACAUUUGGCAAGGCAUUCGAGAAAUUUCACGUAUAUUAUUCGGUCGUUUUACGUUGAAGAUCGAGACAAGCUCAGUGAACUUUUCUUAACGGCGGAUUCCAGUAAAUUAAAGAUUUCCGAACAUCAUCGUCGACUAGAAGAGCAGAAACGUUUAGUCAGCUCGGGUGAAGAUUUCGCUUCCCUGAAACGGGCCAUGCGGGCAUUCAAAUCGCUUCAACAUAUAAAGAUUUUGAAGGUGCAGGAUGACAUGGAGCGGGAGCUUUUACAAUUCAUCGAGCGACACGAUAAUCCGCUUGAUCCAUUAGUAUCAUUGGAUUGGAAACCGGCAUGCUCCCAUGCAGUGCAGACUCUCGCAAUAGCUCUUCUCGAAUCUCAGCCCCCUGUCAACCGAUUCUCCGGCCCCCAGAUAAAUCCUCAAGCAGCUCUCACGUUAAAACGAGCCCCAAUCGAUAUGGUUUCCGCGCUUGCUGUCAAGCUGACUUGUUUGGAAAUCCACUUCGAUGCGAUAAGAUACGUUAAUGCAGAGAUGCGAGAAUUAUCAGAAGUAUUUCAUACUUUAUUCAUGGCAGCCAAAAAUAUGGAAGCUGUGCAUUUAGGUUUUCCAUCGCGGAUACCACUAGAUCUCCAGCUCGAAGAUAUAUUCCAUAACGUAUACUGGGAGAGGCUGCGCGCAUUCGGCAUCCAAGCCUGGCGCCUGGAUGCGGAAGAAAUUAUCGACUUCGCACGCCGCCACCGCCGAACGCUCCGCGGUCUUCGUUUACGAGACGUCCUCCUCAAAGAAGGAAGCCUGUGGAAAGAUGUCCUUUCCAUGUUGCGUGAGGAGAUGGAUAAUUUGGAGUGGGUCAGCCUGCGACGGAUCGAUUAUUCGAAUGCUUUCGACGAGAAGUGGGCUACCAGCGCCGAUAUAUCAGAUAUCCAGUCAUUCCCUAAUUCUGACAGCGAGGAUGACGACUUUUUUGACAGGUAUGAUCCUGACACCAACGGUGACAACGACGACUAUGAAAGCAUCGGUGAUGAAUCGGACGGAUUGAGCUCGCAUAAUGGUGACAAUGGACCCAGAGCAAAUCAAAUUGAACUUUCGCCUGAUACGGCUUUCUCUUUGAUAUCACCCUGUUCACACUGGACAACGCCGCUGACGUUGAUAUCUGCCGAUGACCUUGAAGAUAAUGGAAUCAAUGUGGAGUACCGGCAGAGGAAGCUCUGGGAGGAAUGGGUGAUUUCAAAGCCGAGACAUUCUACUAUAUAAGGAUAUCUUCAGUUUUUUUAUUUCCUGUUUUUGGUGUGCUGAUGAAUUUCCUUGAUUUCUCUUGACGACGGUUGGAAUGUUUUGCCCUCCUUUCCAUGGUUUUUACGUUGCAAGUUUUGCUUAUUUUGACAAGUUAUGUUUCGUGUUGACGACUUUUCUUGGCCCUGUUUUUUCGUGUUUGUUGUUUCAUCCCCAAACAUCACGAAAGGGAAAAAAAGGAAGGAAAUACAGAAAGAUAACCAAAAUAAGGUGUCUUAAAUCUUCACUAAAAGCCUCUCUUGCACCAAUAUUUUUUUGCCUUGCUCUGUUGCCGCUUUUUGUUGGCAUUUGUUUUACUUCCCCGUCCUCUUCAUUCAUUCAAUCACAUCCGCAUUCCACAAACCUCAGCCAGUUAAACACCGUCCAUUAUGUUUUUUCAAAAUGUUAUGCACUGAUUUUACAUGCGUUAGCGUGCGAGCAGGAAAAAUCUGAAGGGUCUUCUUGAGGUUAUCCUCACUUAUGCCUGAUGAAGUGCCUCGCGCCGUGCAUUCAUUGAACCAUAGUGUGUGCGCGAUCUUGCUUGCUUGUUCGCCGUACUUGCUCUCUUUCAUAUCGAUCUUUCGGGAGGCACGGAGUUUGAUGGAUGUUUUAUAUAUUCAUAAAAUAAAUAAAAGUUGCUCUCAUAGGUGUUCCAAAAAAAUAUCCAAUCAACGUUAAAAAGAUAUAUACCCUAAAAUGAAUUGUAUGUAAGAGAAUAACUAGGUCCUAGGAUUUCCUGAGUCCAAGAUAUCAUGCUUUAUCGCCGAAAAAUCCUCGUUGCAUGAAUCAUUGAGCAGGUAUUGCAGGGUAUAAAUAAAUUAAGCAGUCGAGAAUAAGCAGCCAUACUCAAGAAUUAAGAAGAGAGAGAAUAAAACAGGAAUUUCC